Messenger RNA from Camelina sativa (false flax), 3297 nucleotides. RefSeq names its product transcription initiation factor TFIID subunit 4. Gene Ontology annotation, biological process: transcription initiation at RNA polymerase II promoter. The record is from RefSeq and is a predicted model, not a curated record. Gene Ontology annotation, molecular function: DNA binding; RNA polymerase II general transcription initiation factor activity; protein heterodimerization activity. Gene Ontology annotation, cellular component: transcription factor TFIID complex. NCBI's taxonomy places the organism in Eukaryota, Viridiplantae, Streptophyta, Magnoliopsida, Brassicales, Brassicaceae.
AUUCGUUUCCUUUGUAAAAUUCCCUCUUCGUUUGAGCUCUUUGACAUUGGGGCACCAUGGAUCUCUCCAUUGUAAAGCUCCUAGAAGAAGACGACAAGGGUGACUCUAAGCAUUCGGAAGAUGACAUAAACCUAUUUCAGGAAGCUCUGAUUCGAGAUAUCGAAGGAAUACAUCAACCUCAGUGUACGAAACUGCCAAAGAUGAGUAGCCAACAGGCUCAUGGGGUGAAACAUGGUCUUACACCAGCACGAGUUUCUGAUUUGCUUCGUAUCUUAGCAGACCUCAACAAAGAUAGAAAGAGUCAUUUUCAAAACCUGUAUUGUAAACUCAAGAGAAAAGAAAUUACAACAGAUAGGCUCAUACGACAUCUGAAGGUUGCUGUUGGUGAUCAGAUGAUCAGAUCAGUUAUUAGCAAACUGCAUCAGCUACAACCGGGAAAUAUGGGGAUCAAACGCCGAAACCAUGACAAAGUGUCUAAACCUGCUGAAAUCAGUGCUCAAGAAUCUGCUCCUAGUGAAGUUCAAUUUAACCAACCGCCUUCUACAGUUUCAGGCACCUUAAGCAGUUCAGCUACUGAGCAGGGAUUAAAUAAGCAUCCCGAGCAAUACAUGCAGACUCAUUCAAGUUCUUCUCAUAAGGAUACCAACUCGGGAAGUCUUAAUUCAUACCCAGGGACAAAUUUCAGUUCUCCUCCUGGUUCAAUGCCGAGAGCGAGACUUCCUGAUUUCCAGCACAUGGCUAACAAUCAGAAUGUGGUACCAGCCAGUGUUGAAGCACCGAACAAGUCUACGAUAGACAUGACGAAAGUACCCAAGUUUGAGAGGCCAACUUCUGUAAAUAGUCCAAGUACGGUUAAGGAUGGCUCUGUAUCCAACUUCCAGAACAAUUUUUCCCUGCCUCUAUAUUCUGCUCCUUUGCAAGAAUCAGUCACCAAGGACCAGACAGUUGGCCCUUCUUCAUCGGUGGUCCAUGUGAAGCAGAAAUCAGUUGAUCAAAGUUUUGACCAGGCACAGAAGCCUCAUUCUUUGGUGAAGCAAGGCGUGGCUAAUGUUCCACUGGAACAGAACAAUGCAAUUCCAAAUAGUUCAAAUGAUGACUUGGAGAAGCAGUCUUCUAAAAUGGUUUUAUCCACAUCUAACACCUCUGCAAGCUCUGUUUAUCCUCCAAUGACAACACAUCUGGGAUCCAGCACGAUGGUAUAUCUCCCUCAGCCAUCUGGGACGAUUCCCACAGUAGCUUACGUCAUGAAGACACCGGAAAUGCCGUCUGUUGGUCAGAAGAAACCUCUUGAGGCACUAGGUUCUUCGAUGCCACUAUCAAGAAAGAAGCAAAAACUAUGUGGAACUUCUUUAGAUGGAAGUAUUGAAAAGUAUCAGUUACAACAGGGAAAUAUGGGGAUCAAAAUACCUGGACGCCCAAACCAUGUCAACGUGUCUAAAUCUGCUGAAAUCAGUGCUCAAGAAUCUGAUCCUCAUGUAGUUCAAGUUAACCAACUGCCUUCUACAAGUUCAGAAACCUUAAGCAGUUCAGCUACUAUUCAGGCAUUAAAUAAGCAUCCCGAGCAAUACGUGCAGCUCCCAUCUAGUUCUUUUCAUAUGGAUACCAACUAUGAAAGUCUUAAUUCAUACCCACCGACAAAUUUCAAUUCUCCUGGUUCAUUGCCGAGAGCGAGACUUCCUGAUUUCCAGCACAUGGCUAACAAUCAGAAUGUGGUACCAGCCAGUGUUGAAGGGGCGACCAAGUAUACGAUAAACAUGACGAAUGUGCUCAAGUUUGAGAGGCAAACUUCUGUAAAUUGUCCAAGCAGGGUUCAGGAUGGCCCUGUAUCCAACUUCCAAAACAACUCAUCCCUCAAUCUAUAUAUUGCUCCUUUGCAAGAAUCAGCCACCAAGGACCAGACAGUGGGCCCUUCUUCAUCAGUAGUCCAUGUGAAGCAGAUAUCGAGUGAUCAAAGUUUUGACCAGGCACAGAAGCCUCUAACAUUGGUGAAGCAAGGCGUAACUAAUGUUCCACUGGAACAGAAAAAUGCUAUUCCAAUUAGUUCAAAUGAGGACGUGGAGAAGCAGUCUUCUAAGAUGGUUUUAUCCACAUCUACCACCUCUGCAAGCUCUGUUUCUCCUUCAAUGACAACACAGCUGGGCUCUAGCACGAUGGUAUAUCUCCCUGCCUCACCUGGGACCAUUCCCACAGCAGCUAAUGUCAGGAAGACACCGGUCAUGCCUUCUGUUGGUCAGAAGAAACCUCUUAAGGCACUAGGUUCGUCGAUGCCACCAUCAAGAAAGAAGCAAAAACUUUGUGGACCUUCUUCAGAUCGAAGUAUUGAAAAUUUUAAUGAUGUCACUGCUGUCAGUGGCAUCAAUCUUCAGGAAGAGGAAAAACAAUUAUUAGAUUCUGGGCCUAAAAAAAACAGUCGUGUUGCUAUAGCAUCUCGAAGAGUUGUGCCUGAAGAGGAAGCAAAAACGAUUUUGCAGAAAAUUCCACUGCAGAGAAAGCUGACAGAAAUUAUGGCAAAACGUGGGUUAAAGCAUAUAGACCAUGAUGUAGAGCGGUGCUUGUCUCUGUGCGUGGAGGAAAGGAUGCGGGGACUAUUGUCGAAUAUAAUACGAAUAUCAAAGCAGCGGACUGAUGCUGAGAAGUGUAGACAUCAGACUUUUAUCACGUCUGAUAUCCGGAAAGAAAUUAAUGAAAUGAAUCGGAAGGCGAAGGAGGAAUGGGAAAAGAAACAUGGUGGAGAAGAAAAGGCUAAGAAUGAAGAAAAUGAUUUUGAAAAAGAAGACAACCAUUCCAGACAAGUGAAGGCAAAGAAGGAAUCAGAUGAGAGGAGAGCUAAGGCUGCAAAUGUUGCUGUUCAUGCAGCCUUUGGAGGAGAUGAUAUGUUUUCAAAAUGGAAAUUUAUGGCAGAAGCACGUCGGAAUAAAUCCUCUACAGGGCCAGGAAGAAACUCCAAGAAACUUUCUGGUGAAAUUGGUGGCACAAAAUCUGGGAAGAACCUGGGUUUAACAGAAGUCCGGUCAAUCUCUGUGAAGGAUGUGAUUGCUGUGCUGGAAAAAGAGCCUCAGAUGGUGAGAUCGACGCUAUUGUAUCGCUUAUACAGUAGAAUCUGCUCGGAUGUUUGAACCCAAGAGAAUAGAUAGAAACUUUUAGGACUAAUUCAUUUUUUGCAGAACCUAUUUGGUUCUUUAUUCCAUUUAAAGUGAUGCCAUUACAAACUCCUAAACAUGGUCAAGAUGCUAAAGUACAUCCUUAUUCUUCGUCCUAAAACGACCUAAAGAAAGCUGCAUGUUGUGUUUUCUUCUA